AUGAGUAGUAAUGCCUCAGAACAUAUUCAAUCACAAGAACUUAGGAAUGUAACAAAAAUACCUCAGUUUAUUAUUCUUCUAUGGACAUGGCCAAGCAAAUACAGUUUUCCACUAAACAAGUGUCCAUCCGAAAUCGAUAUUUCUGAUUGCCUAUAUACAAGUGACCGGAACAUGUAUUCAUCUGCUAACGCUAUCAUCAUUCCUCAUAGAGGUGUAUGUUCAAAUAAAAGUCUAUUACCACAGAUUCCAAGACCACCAAAUCAGUUCUGGAUUUGGUCCAACAUGGAGUCACCAUCUAACAGUCCAAACCUAGUAUUUUUUGAUAACCUUAUCAAUCUUACUAUGUCUUACAGGGCUGAUUCAGAUAUUCAUACUCCUUAUGGUUGGCUUGUCACAAAAAAAGAAAGUAAAAAGUACAUAAUUCCAAAAAAGAGCAAGCUGGUGGCUUGGAUGGUUAGUAGUUUUAAAAAAAAAUCUACAAGAGUAAAAUAUUAUGAAGAUCUAAAAAAUUAUUUAAAUAUUGAUGUUUUUGGAAAAUACCACACACAACUAUCAAGAACUGACUAUAUGAAAAACAUAUCCACUUACAAAUUCUACCUGGCAUUUGAAAAUUCAAUACACGAAGAUUACAUCACAGAGAAAUUUUGGAAUAAUGCAUUUGUUUCGGGUGCUGUGCCAAUAGUCCUGGGUCCUCCCAGGAAAAAUUAUGAACGAUUUGCCCCUCCAGAAUCAUUUAUUCAUGUAGAUGAUUUCAACACUACAAAAGAACUGGCUUCAUAUAUCCUUGACUUGGACAAAGAUGAUAAGAAAUAUCAACAAUAUUUUGCAUGGAAGUCUAAAUAUGAGGUAUCUCACCGAGGAUCUUUUAUGAUAGAGUACUGUAAGGUGUGCCGAGGGCUGAAAUUGGCCCCUGGUUAUAGAACAGUAAGUAUUGCAGAAUGGUUCAAAUAG
This is a messenger RNA of Pelobates cultripes (western spadefoot toad), 951 nucleotides long. Lineage: Eukaryota; Metazoa; Chordata; Amphibia; Anura; Pelobatidae. The record is from the annotation of a GenBank genome assembly.